AUGGUGCACUGUAGGUGAGCGGUCGCGUAAUUUGUUACAAAGUAACAAAGUUUACAAUAUUGAUACAAAUGUAACUAAGUUGCGUCCCCUUUAAUGUGAUUUUGGGUGGAACUGCAGAGGAAGUGAAGUGUCAAUGCGAGUCUCUCACUCGCCUACACAGAAAGAGCCACAGCCCUGCUCCUUUGAUGAACAACACCCCAAAACAGCCCCAAACUGGCUUAGAACAAGUUUCAAACUGAGGUAUGCCCUGUGUAUUUGUGCGUAGUGCUCCGGUUUGGCACUUUCUGUAAAGAUACACGAUAAUUUCAACCUUUUUGAGCGUGAACGGAUACGUCGAUAAGGGUGUGGGUGGGGUAAAUUGUUUAUCAUAGCAACGGGUUUCCGUUACAAGGGGCAUUCAUUGACAAAGUUUGGGACAAUGGACUUUCAUUGAGUGCCAGCCUACUCCAGACACCAUUUAAGGGACAGGCGCGAGAAAGUGCGCGUGUGGCAGCCUGUUGAUUCUUAAUAAGUUGGACAAAGCUCUUGAGUUGUGAUGGUGGGAGUGGUAGUAUGCAGGACUUGAAUAGUAUGCAUUCACUGUGUGGCAGCUGUUAGUCUCACAAGGACACACAAUAUUUAUGUAUGGAAUUCCAUUUCAAAACGAUAUUUCAAUAUUAUUAUUUUUAUUUAGGAAGUAAAUAUUAAUAUUAUUUGUAAUAACUUUGUAAUACAUGUAUGACCACCUUCACACCUAGUGGAUGGGUUCAUCUCAUUCUCUGUAGACUACAAGCCAAAUCACAUGACUUGCCCUGUGUAGUGCUGGGACCAUCACAACAAAAUAUCCUUGUCUUCAUCAGACAGUGGUGCCUGCAAGGGAGCUGGGGGCUGGUGGAGUGCUGGCGUCAUGGUGAAGAAUGUUCCGGAAGGUCAAAAAGCGUCACAGCAGCAGCAGCUCCCAAAGCAGUGAGAUCAGUACCAAGAGCAAGGUGGGCCAUUAUACAUUACAUUAGACUACACUGUCCUGGGCUACAUUCCAAUCCCAGAAAAUGUGGAUUUUUCCCUUCCCUCGUCCUUCGAUGAUGCGCUCUAGUUGAUCUGAAGAGGAUAGAUGUAAUCAGAAUGGAGGAAGCUCCACCUAGUCCUCCAAUAGGGAGCUUCCUUUGAUUUUCCCUUGUGUUGCGUUCACCUGUCUAGUCUCUGGGGGGGUUCUGGUGCUGGAGCUGCUUGUUGUUCUUGGUAAAUCAUUUACCAUGGAGGCAACAGGGUACAGUCUCAGAAUACAAAAGCAGACGCAUUCAGAAAAUACUGGAGACAGACACAGGCAGGCAGACAGACAGACAGGCAGGUAGACGGACAGACAGGCGGAUUAGACUGAUUAUAAUCUUAUUAGAAGAUCCCUAUAUGACAGUGGCUUUUAUACACGUUAGACGAGAGCUCUGUCUGGACAAUGUAAUCAUGUCUCAUACGAGAUGCCUGCCCAUGUGGUGAAUCACAAACAAAUGCUAAGAUGGUUAAGCCGAAGGGGCGGAUGGAGAAAUGACUCUUUAUUAUCAUCGAUUCACUUACUGCACAGCUGUCCUUUCUGAUUACAAACAUGACUCAGUUUAUUAAGAAGGUCUUGCAUUCUGUCAAGGACUCCUGAAUCGAUGUCUGCUUGAGUUCAUUUCUAUUUUUUCACUGAAACUCUACUCAUAAGUGGUUGGUGUGUGUGUUUCUUUCGUUCUCAUACACAAAUAUUGCAGCAGAAACCAUGACCUCUGCGAUUUGGUCAACGUUUCAGUCUAUCAUGUAACUUUUCUCAAGACAAUAUGGUGAGAUGGUGUGCUUUUCUCUCUCCUCUCUUUAGUCAGUAGACUCCAGUUUGGGAGGUCUCUCCAGGUCCAGUACUGUAGCUAGCCUUGACACAGACUCAACCAAGAGCUCAGGUAAGAAAACCUACAACCAUGGCCACAUCUCAAUUCUCUGAAAUGACCUCGGCUAGUUUCCUCAUCCCCUUUCCUUCCUAUUCACUGACAGUCCGAUGAAGGGGCCGGAAAGGUUCCAACCAUAUUGCCUGUACAUAUCAAGUCCUUUCAGAUCUGGCUCUUGUCCAAUGUAGGGCAUGCAACAAAAUAUUUCAAAAUGUUUCGCAAUGGACAACUAAAAUGAGUGUCUUAUUGGUAGUCCCUCCCUGUUUCAGUUCAUUUUCUUCAGUUUGAUGCCUAAUGAACACCUUCAUGACCCAGUGGUAAUGACGACGGAUGAUUGAACUGUGAACUUUAGGUAACAGUGCUGCCUCGGAGACGUGUGCUGAGUUCAGGGUGAAGUAUGUCGGCGCCAUUGAGAAGCUGCCGUUUGAGAUGAGUAAGACCCUGCAGGAGCCUCUGGAACUCAUCAACUACAUAGAUGCAGCCCAGGUAAUUAGAACCUGGGAACACCUUCAAAUCUGGGAUGUACAGUACAGUAUGGGCACUUCAGAAUGCAAUACUAUACAUUCAGGUUCAAUGCAGUGCAGUGGAGACCAAUUCAUGACUGUAUAAUCACUCAAUUUGAUUAUGGUGAUGGAGAUGAAUGUUGGAGUGGUGAGGCAGAGGCAGCCUCUGUUUCCUCUUUGACAAGUCACUCUAUAUGAACAAAGAGUAUCUGUUGUGUUCCUUCCAUAGCAAGAUGGAAAGCUGCCGUUUGUGCCUGGAGAUGAGGAGAUGGUACUGGGAGUGUCCAAGUACGGAGUCAAAGUGGCCUCCAUGGAUCAGUGUGUGAGUGAUUCCAUUUCCAUGUUAUAAAAGUUCUAGCGCCACAAAAGUUUCUACUGAAACUUGACCUUUCUAGUUGGAACAUAUUGUUGUAACGUUUCCUAAGUUGGAUGUUCUGCACUGUUUCCCGCUCUACCUGAUUGUCUGUCUGUAUGUCUGCUGUUAUAAUGAUGUUGUAAAGUGCAUUAUUGUUGUGGUUCCUGUAUAGGACGUUCUGCACCGCCACCCUCUCUAUCUGAUAAUGAGGAUGCUCUGUUAUGAUGACGGCCUGGGGGCUGGGAAGAACCUGCUGGCUCUCAAGACCACUGAUGCCAAGCAGCAGGACUGCAGCAUCUGGGUGUACCAGUGCAGCAGCGCGGUGAGUGUGUUUGUGUUUGCAUGUAAUAGAUAGACGGACCAAUGCAUUUACCCACCUAUUUUUUCCCCCCAACUACACCACUGACUACCACUGUCUCAUAUUGAUAAAUCUCAAAGCAAUAUUCUGGGGUCCACACAAACUCGGGUGCUCUCUAGCUUUUUUUCAUACCACAGUUUGUGGCAAACUGAAGGCAAUGUGCAUUUACCCACCUAUUUUUUCCCCCAACUACACCACUGACUACCACUGUCUCAUAUUGAUAAAUCUCAAAGCAAUAUUCUGGGGUCCACACAAACUCGGUGGCUCUCUAGCUUUUUUUUCAUACCACAGUUUGUGGCAAACUGAAGGCAAUGCUGAGCAAGAUAAUUGUUUAUCAUGUGUGCGACAGCUUUCCUGUCUUGACCCCUCAUCCAUUCAUAAGAAUAGCAGCAGACUUAGGAAGCAGGCCUCAAUGGCUCAUACAGACAAAUCUCUUUCACAAUGGCCCCACUUCAGCGUCAGUCACUCUGGAUAAACUCAUCUGCCAAAUGACUGAAACAGUGUGUGAAUUAUAGGGGGCAUGAGCUCCCCUAAAUGCAACAAAAGUCAAACUUUGGGUGGGUCUCUAAUUGAUCCAUUCUCCUAUUUGUUUAAAAUGCCAUUUUGUACCGCUACAUAGUAAAGACAAUGUAUUUGAAUGCUAAACAUGUAUUAUCUUUUAAUGAGGCAUGAACACAACCAGUCAUGAUAUUUUCAUCUGAUUGUCAAACAAAUCACUUGAAAAAGUAGGCUACCUGCGCACAUUCGUCAACUCCAAAAUUAUUCCAGCAUCCAAACAGUGCACUGUGCACCUGCCAUUUGAUGAAGGGAAAGAGACAUCUGUUACAAAACCCCAAAAGGUGUAAUGACCAUUGUCAUUAGGCCUACACUCUUGUAGCUUGAAUUAAUUGAUAUGUUUUUUUUUGUAAAAAGAAAAGUCGGGACACCUGAAAAGGGGCUGAAAUAUGGGACGCAAAUACAGCUGUGUCUGUCCUGAGCUCAUCGGCGCCAUAGCUGUGGGAAGUAGGGGUGCUGAGGGUGCUGCGGCACCCCCUAAAAAAUCUGAAUUUAAUACAAAAUGUGAACAAACAUUUUUUUUUCACAAAAGUAGUGCACUGGGCCUUUACUAGCAUUAGCGGACCGAUAUAGAUGUCCGUAGUGCGGGCAUUCUUUUUUUACAGACAUCUCCGCUUUGGCAAAAGGUGUUGAAAUUAAGAUCAUUGUCUUGCAGGAUUCUGUUCAAUGAACAUGAUGGCGCACAAUUGGCCCAACGUCGUCCGGGUUAGCGAAGGGUUUGGCUGGGAGGACUUUAGUUCGCUCAUCGCGCUCUAGCGACUCCUUGUGGUUGGCCGGGCGCCUGCAGGCUGACCUCAGUCAUCAGGUGAACAGUGUUUCCUCCGACACAUUGGUACGGCUGGCUUCUGGGUUAAGCAGGCGGGUGUUAAGAAGCGCGAUUUGGCGGGUCAUGUUUCGGAGGACGCAUGACUCGACCUUCGCCACCCGAGCCGUUGGGGAGUUGCAGCAAUGAGACAAGAUCGAAAUUGGGGGUGAAAUACAAAACAAAACAAAAAGUGCAAAGUUAUGGGCAAAGACACAAAACAUCCACAUCAAAUUAAAUAUUUUUAAUGAUAAAAUAACAACUUUUUGUGCAGUAUUCAUUUACCAUCCUAACAAACCACUUAAUGUAAAUGUACAUUACUGUAUUUUACAUUGGCUGGUCAUCUAGGUUUGGUACCUGUAGACUUUCCAUCACCAUGAAGAAAAACAAUGCACAAUACAGUCAUUGAGUACAUUGAGACAUCAAGGGGGUUGUGAUGAUGUGGCUCAGUUGGUAGAGCAUGGCGCUUGCAACGCUAGGGGUGUGGGUUGGAUUCCCAUGGGGGACCAGUACAAAAAAGUAUGAAAAUGUGUGUACUCACUACUGUAAAUUGCUCUGGAAAAGAGCAUCUACUAAAAUGUAAAAGGAAUGAAUAGACCAUUUCAGUUUUCACAGAAAUAUUAGCAAAGUAUUUCAAGAAACUGGAAAACAUAUCAUGCAAGUAUUAACUGUUUUGUACAGAUCAUUACCAGACUCAAGUUACAAAUGCUGGUAAACAUAAAAUACAAAUACAUUUAGUUAAUAUAGACGUCUUCAGCCCAGCCCCAAAAAAUAUAUAUUCGGCAACAACAAAAAAAAAUCACACCACCCCACAACCACUUCCCGUGGCUAUGGUGAGGGCCCAAUGUUGCAAGUUUGCUAACGAAAGCUCAAGAUAGGCAGAGAGAGGGAGACAGGCAGAGUAGAGAGAUUCAUGCGAUUGAAUUUUUUUUAACCAACUGUCACUGGUUUAAACCAUGACAGAGAGGUAGUGGUGUUCGUUUAAUUUGGAAUAAGCUUUUAUUUUCAUAUUUACUCCCACACUGUGUUUUCAUAACACGUCAUUUUCCCUUCUCCUCUCCCUGUCUCUGUGCAGGAACAAGCCCAGGCCAUCUGCAAGGUGCUGUCUGCCUCCUUCGACUGCGUGCUGACAUCAGAGAAGUCCUGAAAGGUAGUCGCCCUGAAGGACGGGACUAUCCUCACGUGGGGGCAGCACCAUGACCAAUCGGGAGCCUGGAAACCAUAGUUUACAGCAGGGUCACGACAUACCCAGCAUGCUUUGUAACACCUCUCACACACCACCUACAGGCCACAAACAGCUUGUUUUAUUGUUUUUAAUCUAACUUAAUCUUAUUUAAUGUAAAUACAUUAGACAGUACAGGGAACUCAUGGCUGGACUUGGGAAGGAAGUGGCUGUUUGCUGUCUAGAUCUCUGAUAAUAAUAUUGCAUCCAGAGACUCCAUUGACUUCCUUUAUAAAAGGGGGAAAGUGGUAACCGUGGUACGUAUGGUACGCCGCAGUCAAUAUUUCCAUUAUGGAUGGAGAAACAGACCUAGACUAUCACAAACAUGCUGUAGACCCCCCCCUUCUCCUCUAUCCCUCUCUCUUCUAUACAAAUCAAAGGUACGGUAUUACAUUUACAUUUUUAGUCAUU
This is a messenger RNA of Coregonus sp. 'balchen', 6098 nucleotides long. Lineage: Eukaryota; Metazoa; Chordata; Actinopteri; Salmoniformes; Salmonidae. The record is from the annotation of a GenBank genome assembly.